UUGACAGUAAUUGUUGAGGAGCGCCUUGCUUUACUUUUCUGUUGUCUGUGGCCACUGUCUUUGUUGUUGUGUAUAAUUAUUAGUAUAUGGGAGACGUUUUAUGCCUCAUAAAAGUUUGUUUCCAUAUAAGUUGUAAUAACUGACGGUGGGCUGCGGCGUUAGCCUGAAUUUAUUGAGGCUGCUAACUUAACCACGAGCGAGUGGACUCCGAUUUUAUGUUUUUCAUUUUUAUCGAAAGGACAAUGAGGAAGGAACAUGCGUUUGGAUCAUAAACAACGACGGGUUGUUUACAAAAGGGGACAUGGAGAAAAUGACACUCUACUAGCACAAGAAGACGUAGAGACAUAAAGGAACCGUUCGAACCGUAAACCUUGUGGCGCUCCUGUUUUUACUUAUCAUUUCUGGAUUAAUUGACAACAGACUACUUUGUUUUUUUCCUGUCUGUCUUUGUGAGGAAAUCUGUGAUGCAUUCACCAAUGGAGAACUGAGGGUGAGCCCCCUCUCAACAUGCUAGCUCUGAGGCUGGAGCAGGGCAAGCGAGGGGGUGGUGAGGUUGAUGGCCUGCAGAAAGGGGCAACCUUGACUUGGCAGGGCCGUCAGUCAGGGAGGCCCCCUUCCCACGAACAGGGCAUUAACAUCAGGGAGAAGAUCUCCCAGUGGGAAGGUCGCAGUCAGCAGGGCAGCAGCCAGGAUACUGGGGUGAAAGCACACCCUCCAAUUGUGUCCCAAACUCUGUCUCGAGAUGUCCUGGGUAACAGAUGUUCCAACGAGGGAUCAAGAGGGGGGAACUUCUCCAAAGCUAAGAGCUUGGGCUUAGAUUUUCGAGAAUGCCCAGCACAAGCUGGACAUAGUGUGAUCGGUAGGAAGUCAGAACCUCUGCAAAUAUGUUCCACUGAAUUUCCAUCCCCAGGAAAUACACCACUUGCAGCACAAAUAUUUGCGUCUCCAAAAGUGGAGGCUAACACUGCUAACUCUCCAGGUAAACAAAUCUUCACUGCCAAUGGCAACCAAAAAACAGAUUGCAUUUUGGAUCUUGAAGUCAUCUCAAAACAUCUACCUCUAUCAACUGAUGACCAAGAAGACAACAUGCCUGCUGGAAACUUCUACACUUCACGGGGUUUCUGGCGUAAACUUGAGGGGGACAGACUGCUCUGGGAGAAAGGCACUGAGUCUUCAUGUGAAGCUCAGCCUCCUCCCAAACCUCUGCGGACAUUCCAGUAUCGGGGAGCCAACAACAACAACACAGGUCACACAAUUCAAUGGGACAGCAGAUCACCUCAUAACAACCACACCAACGUGGGGAGUAGGAGGGUAUCCCACCCACCUAGCUUCCCACCUCCUCCAUGUCCUGUUGCAAAGACUAAUGGGCUUUCAAGGCAUAAAAAGAACAGGAAGUCCUUUGAGUAUGAGGAUGCAGCACAUCUGACGGCGAAACAAGACACGCUGGGAGGCCAGGCCAGGCACUCAGGCCUUUACCAUGCCCACUCUGAUGACAAUAUUUAUGAGGACAUUGUUUGUGAAAUCACCAGAGAUAAUCCCUAUGAAGAUGUCAACCUAUCUCCCAUGUGCCUCCCUAUUGGAAGGCCUUACAUCCCAAAGCUGCCCCCUAAACCCCAAACGUUGCAAGACUAUACUGGCAAAUUGGAGAGGAAGAGGUUCCAAACAGCAACCAAAUCCUCAAUCCUUGCAGAUACUCCCAAACCAGCUACAACCCUGUGCACAAGCACUCAAAAAUCCCAGAGGAUGCCUCAGUACGUCAACAAGAUUGAGACCAUCUUUGACGACAAGAGAGGGAGGAAGAGAGUAAAGAACCAGGGAAUUUCUGUGCGAGAGGAGACCAGCGGGACAGAGAGCGACCCCGAAGACAACAGCAAAGUAGGCUCCAGGAGAUCGGUUUAUAUCCAGUCAACACUGAAACGCCAGCCAGGCUACCGCACCCUGGAGAGAGACCUGAUCCAGCUGCAGCAGCAGCAGCUUUUCCAGAUCUUCGUGGUGGUGUCACUGAGAAAAGGCUCUCCAGGAAACACCUACUCCCCUGAAAUCACGCAGCAGUUCCCCAAAAUGUUUGAGAAGUCGUCCCGGCUCUCCAGAGAGGCUGAAGAUCAGCUGAACAUCAUUCCCAAGUUCUGCUUCCCCGACUCACAGGACUGGAAGCCCUCUGCACACAUGCCAAGUGAGACCUUCUCCUUUGUCUUGACCGGAGAGGAUGGCAGCCGCUGGUUUUGUUACUGCCGUAAGAUCUUGCCAAGUGGGAAAGGAAAGAGGCUUCCUGAGGUGCACUGUAUUGUCAGCAAAUUGGGCUGUUUCAACCUGUUUGCAAAGAUUUUGGAGGAGGUGGAGAGGCGCAGGGAGAUUUCCCCGGCUCUUGUUUACCCUUUUAUGCGUAGCGUGAUGGAGGCCCCGUUUCCAGCCCCUGGACGCACAGUCACUGUUAAGAGCUUCCUCCCUGGCUGUGGGAAUGAGCUACUCACUUUGUGUCGACCAGUGGACUCCAGACUGGAGCACGUGGACUUUGACAGUCUUCUGCAGUGUCUCAGUGUUGGGAAACUCCUGCAGGUGUUUGCGUCUCUUCUGCUUGAGAGGAGGGUCAUCUUAAUCGCUGACAAACUCAGUGUGCUGUCUCGGUGUGGCCAUGCAGUGCUGGCGCUGCUGUACCCCUUCACCUGGCAGCACACCUUUGUGCCUGUGCUACCAGCCAGCAUGCUUGACAUUAGCUGCUCCCCCACCCCAUUCCUCAUCGGGGUCCUGGCACCCUGCCUGCCACAGCUGCUGGAGCUGCCCAUCGAGGAGGUGCUCAUAGUGGAUCUGUGUGCAGACAAGUUUGUCAUCGAGUUGGGCGAUGAAGACUGCAUCCUGCCCAGUAAACUGCAGGCAGCACUGCAGCAGAUCCUGGAGGAGAGAGAAGAUAUUCUGAGGCAGGAGGGUGGAGACAGAUGUGGAGGUCAGCAGGGUGACCUGAGCUCUCUGGUUUCGGAGGGUUUUGUGCGGUUGUUCGUGGAGCUGGUGGGCCACUAUCCUCUCCACAUGGUUGAGUCCUCCAACGGAAGCAGGGAGCUCCAGCGCGACAGCUUCCGCAAAUCUCACCCCUCUCGUGGAGUCCGCCAGUUCCUGCAGCUCUUCAUGGAUACUCAGAUGUUUGCCGGCUUCAUACAGGACAAAGAGAUGCGCAAGGGAGGGGGAAGAGGUCUCUUUGAGGUCAGAGUGGCUGAGUAUCUGGAUUCGUACCCUGAGCCGGAGCCAAGUGGUGUGAACAAGUUUCUUAAAGGACUGGGAAAUAAGAUGAAGCUCCUGCAAAUUAAAUAAAAAAAAAUCCAACACCCUGGCUUUUAAAUGAAAUAAACGUAAUUAAAAACAGAACACUUGCUGCUGCUGGACUUUCUGAGGAAAUGAAUGUAGAAGAGAGUCUUGUGUUCUGAUGUGAAUGAGACAGUGAAGAGUUUGGAUAUGAGAGACCUGGCUCAUGUUAUAGCCAUGUACGCAGUCUUAAAAGCAGUGCACUUCUUAUUGGACGAAAACUGGAAACAGUUUUUUUGUUUUUAUUCUUUUCAAGCAUUGAGCACAACGCAUUGUUUUGGAAAACUACAAAAAAUCCAUUCCAGCUUCAACCAACGUGUGGUUAACUCUUUUCUCUUUGACUUUGAAUGGAAACAUGUUUACUUGCAAGACUUUCACAUUUAGAUUCAUCUCUACUGCACAAUGUGUUUAUUUUACAGUAAAUAUAACUUAAAUGUUCAAUCUCAAAAUAAUGUAAAAUUCCAUUAUCCACGUUGCAUUUGUUUCAGCACAAACUGGAAAAAUCUAUUGUUUACUGUUUUUUAUUUGUUUAAAUUUCAAAUUAAGUAUAGGUUUAUUAAGUUUGAUUAAAACAUUUGUGUAAAAAAAAAAAAAAGUGUCAGACUCCAGGUUAAACCUCAAUCAAAAUACAUUUACAUAUGCUUUUUUUUUUCUUCUUUUCUGGACUUUCUCCUUGUUAAAUGGAGCUGUAAAUAUUUUUUUUUUACAUUUUGCACAAUGUUGAUAACCAGUGUACAGUAUUUAGAAUAUUUUUUUUUUUAUAAAUGCAUGAUGUGUCCUACAUAUGUUUUGAAUAAAUUGGGUUCCCAGGGACAGUA
Micropterus salmoides (largemouth bass) is the source of this 4112-nucleotide messenger RNA. RefSeq names its product DENN/MADD domain containing 2C (gene dennd2c). The record is from RefSeq and is a predicted model, not a curated record. The transcript is spliced from 19 exons. Bases 508 to 3303 code for a protein of 931 amino acids. Lineage: Eukaryota; Metazoa; Chordata; Actinopteri; Centrarchiformes; Centrarchidae.